CGCUGGCUUAUCACUUGCUAGGUCUUUUGGACGUGGCAAUUUCCUUUCAACAUCACAUCAGACAUGGCAUCUAUACUACAGGCGACCUUCGUGUGUGUUUUCCUCGCUGUAUUUGCACCACAUUUCAGUCUAGCUGAAAGCUGCAUUGGUGCAAGUUUUAAUAGCAAAACAUACACAACCACAGAUGGGGCUCUUUCGACAGAGACUGUGUUUCUGGUAGAAUUUCAGCUGUCCUGCAAGAAUAAAAUCUCGAAUAUUUUCUUGAAUGCAGAGGUGGAUGGAAAGCAGAUCCCAGUGUCACGGUCAGGAGAUAACAAGUAUCAGGUGAGCUGGACAGCGGAACACAAGAAGGCACCAUCUGGUACUUACAGUGUUUGCAUCUAUGAUGAAGAAGGUUUUAGUGCACUCAGAAAGGCUCUGAGGACAGGAGAAGAAUCUAAAGUGAAACCUUUGAUCACCGUUCCUGUGGAUCAUCCAGGCGUAUCCAAAGGACCAUGGGUCAGCACAGAGAUCAUUGCUACAGGAAUUGCUGGCCUUGUAUGGUACGCAGCAUUUGCAACAAAAAAGAGCAUCCAGUCAUAACACCUUUCUUAUUCUCUUUUACAAGUUCAUCAUGUUCCUUUGACUUAUUUGCCCAAUCUAGAUCAAAUAGCCCAUAGAACUACCAGUAGCAAACAUUAAGAGUAUCUGUAACAGUGUUACAACAUGUUGGGUUACCAAAUACCGGUAGCUAAUUUUGUGUUUAAUCAAAUGCAAUGCACGUAUAUGUCUUUCCUUAGUGCCUCGUUAUAAAAUAGUUCACAUUAGCCUGUGUCAAAUAGUUGUAUGUUAUUUGUCAGAAUGCAAAUUGUAUAAAAAACCUGUUGUUGGGUAGGACAAGGCAUAAUGUUUGUCCAACCUAGCAACAAUUUAAUGGUAUGUAAUAUGCAUUCUAUUUAGAUGCAAUGAUAUAUAAUAGGUUAGGUAAUAGCUUGUCACUGGGUAAACAUAUUUUGGAUGAAAUGAGGGGGGGGGGGGGGCCUCAUAAGUGCCCUGAAAUUAUGUUUUCUUUACUUCUGUGCAGAUAUCUGCCAUAAUUUUUCCUUCAGCCCAAAAUUAGUUCAGAAAAUCACUAUUGAGGAUAGACCUAGACCAUAUAUGUGUCAGAAUUUAAAAUUUAGAGAAUUCAAAUUAGAAAUUAUAUGGAGUAGGCUACAUGUAUUACAGUCAUGUUUUCUUUGCAUAAUGGUGUAUGUCAUAAUAGAAUAAAUUUUGACCCAAUACAUAUCCUGCACUUUUCUUGUUUAUACUGAAUCUGAUUCUCACAAAUUUCCAGUUAUUAAAUAGCAACAUUGAAACAAUGA
Messenger RNA from Strongylocentrotus purpuratus (purple sea urchin), 1343 nucleotides. It is a transcript of the gene ssr4, whose product is annotated as translocon-associated protein subunit delta. The transcript has 6 exons. Bases 64 to 582 code for a protein of 172 amino acids. Gene Ontology annotation, cellular component: endoplasmic reticulum; membrane; endomembrane system. Lineage: Eukaryota; Metazoa; Echinodermata; Echinoidea; Camarodonta; Strongylocentrotidae. The record is from RefSeq and is a predicted model, not a curated record.